This is a messenger RNA of Trypanosoma brucei brucei TREU927, 261 nucleotides long. RefSeq names its product 40S ribosomal protein S27, putative. Bases 1 to 261 code for a protein of 86 amino acids. Lineage: Eukaryota; Euglenozoa; Kinetoplastea; Trypanosomatida; Trypanosomatidae. The record is from RefSeq and is a predicted model, not a curated record. Gene Ontology annotation, cellular component: cytosolic small ribosomal subunit; ribosome. The transcript has a single exon. Gene Ontology annotation, biological process: ribosomal small subunit assembly; translation. Gene Ontology annotation, molecular function: RNA binding; structural constituent of ribosome.
AUGGGUUUCUUCGAUUCGGAUCUCAGCUACCCCACGGUGCGCACCGAGCGCAUGAAGCACAAGCGCCGUCGUCUUGUGCAGGGCCCCAAUUCGUACUUCAUGGAUGUCAAGUGUCCCGGAUGCAAGAACAUCACUGUGGUAUACAGCCAUGCCACGUCAGAGGUUAAGUGCAAUGGUUGCGCUACCUUGCUUUGCCGCCCCACCGGUGGCAAGGCAAUGCUGGUAACUGGCUGCGGGUUCCGCAAAAAGCCAGACCACUAA